Engraulis encrasicolus (European anchovy) is the source of this 2013-nucleotide messenger RNA. RefSeq names its product perilipin 6 (gene plin6). Gene Ontology annotation, cellular component: cytosol; lipid droplet. The transcript has 9 exons. The record is from RefSeq and is a predicted model, not a curated record. Gene Ontology annotation, biological process: lipid storage; positive regulation of triglyceride storage. The annotation marks the transcript as partial. Lineage: Eukaryota; Metazoa; Chordata; Actinopteri; Clupeiformes; Engraulidae.
AUGAGCAAGAUACAGUACCUCCCUGUAGACGAAGAGGACUCUAGUGCAGUGGAGCGUGUGGCGGGUCUCCCCCUGGUGCGCUCCCUGGUACAGGGUGUGGGCUCGGUCUACGGGGAGGCCAGGACUCGCUACCCUCUGCUGGGCUUCAUGGGAGACCUGUCCAGCCUGGGGUUACGCUUCCUCCAGCUCACCGCCAGCGAGCGCACCGCUCCACUCAGAGACAGGCUGCAGCCAGAGAUUCAAGCACUCAACCACUAUGCUUGUAUGGGGCUGGAUGAGAUGGAGAAAAACUUCCCAGCUCUCAACCAAUCAGCAGAGGAGGUGUUGAGUCAUCUGAAAGACGGCCUCUUUCUGACCCUGGAUGACCUCCAGGUGCGUGUGACUGAGGAGGUGGACGGGAUGCUAGAGAAGGGGGAGCAGCUGGUGGAUGUGAUCUGGGAUCUACUCAUCGCCCUGCAGAACUCGCCUGCGGGCCGCGCCGUGACCUCUGGCCUUGACGACGUUCUCACGCGCACCGAGGAAGCCGUGGCCCUUUACCUGCCCAUACCCCCCACACUGCGCAACGAAUUCGAGGCGAGGGCCCAGCUGUAUGAGGACGAUGACGAUGAUGAGGAGCCGGGGACGUGGACGCGGGUGCGGUGCCUCCUGCUGAGCCUGACGCUGCAACUAUACCACCGAGCUCUGAAGCUGAGGGAGCAGCUGCAACACGCCAUCCAACCACUGGGGGUCGCUGCUGACACAGUGGGCUUGACUAGGAUGGUGGAAACGGUGGUUUCUCUGCUACAGAACCUCAUGGCCUUCUAUCUGGCUCAGGUGAAGCGGAUGGCGGGUCUGCGGGCCGUGGCUCUGGAGCGUCUCUCCGGCCUGGUGCAGAGCCUGGUGCGUCUGCCUCCGGUGGCCCAGCUCCAGGCCCAGCUCCAGGCCCUGCCAGCCCAGCUGGGGGAGGUGGCCACCGGCCUGCAGGAGCUCAGCACCUUACUCAUCCAGCUGCUCAUCAACACCACACCCCUCUACAACAUGCUUGAGGAGCCCACAGAGCAGGAGCUGCUAGAAUACCUGAACCAGGAGGAGCCGUGUGAGGAGGUGACGGCACGCCGUGACUGCUCCUCCACCUCCUCCCUCUUCCUGAAGACCAUGGACGCUCGCCCACGCCGACGCAGAAGCUUCUACGCCCGCAAUCGCCGCAGCUCCACCAGCUACGCGCCCGACUCCUCUUCCUCCUUGUUCUCCACCACUACCACCCCCAACACCACCCCCAACACCACCUCCACCACCAGCUCAUCCCAGGGCUCCAACGUGACCCCCACCUCCACACCCACCACCAUCAGCACCCCUACCCAGGCACCGCUCCCAGCCAACGGCCGUAAAGGGAGCAUGAAACGUGGAAGCCAGCCGGAGAUAGACACCCUCCGUAAAGCCAGCCUGAAGCCUGAACCGGACACCCCCCGUAAAGCCAGCCUGAAGCGCGGAAGCCAGUCUGAGCUAGUGGACACCCCACGUAAAGGGAGCCUGAAACCUGGAAGCCAGCCGGAGAUGGACACCCCACGUAAAGCCAGCCUGAAGCGUGGAAGCCAGCCUGAGCUAGUGGACACCCCACAUAAAGCCAGCCUGAAGCCGGCAAGCCAGUCUGAGGUGGAAACCCCCCGUAAAGCGAGCCUCAAGCCUGGAAGCCAGACGGAGAUGGACACCCCCCGUAAAGGCAGCCUGAAGCCGGAGAUGGACACCCCCCGUAAAGGUAGCCUGAAGCCGGAGGUGGACACCCCCCGUAAAGGCAGCCUGAAGCCUGCAAGCCAGCCAGAGAUGGACACCCCCCGAAAAGGAAGCCUGAAGCUUCAGCUAGUGGAUACCCCGACAGUACUGCCCCCGUCCAACAUGGGACGGCGCAGGUCGUCUGCUGCGGAGAUCCUCCUCACCCCCAUCAUACAGCUGGUCUCCCAAAGCCAGAGAGCCCUGGAGUACUUCAGCUCCAACCUAAACCAGGAGGAGGACGACAUGGAGGAGAGGAAGGAGGAG